GAUGGCAACAAUUAAACUGAAGUACAUCACGAUGGCAUGUGUGCUGGCUGCUACUGUAGCUGCAGGGUCGCACUGCCACAACGACUACUACCAGCUUAAGAGUGUCGCCCAAGCGCAAGAGGAGUGUGCCCGUUACCAGGGCAUUCCGUGUGCCCGGCUAGCCGUCUACAACAAGUAUAUCUAUCCGAACGAUACCCAAACGCAAUGUAUGGUACGUUGCAUGGGCCUCAACCUUGGCUGGUGGAAUGAUACGCACGGAGUACAGGAACCGGCAAUGCGGAGCUUCUUCCAUCCGGACCCGGACGACUGCGACUACGAGCGCCGUACCUACCAUUGUCUUAAUUCUCAACGUCUCAAUCACCCAUCACCACACGUCGAUGUUUGCGAGCGUGCGUACGAAUCCUUCCGGUGUUACUACGAGCAGUACGGCAACAUCGUCGUAACGCCGCAGUUCGUCCCACUGAGUGAUCUGCAGCAGGUAGAUGUAUUGUUGCAGUGUGCCAAUAUGCUACCAUUAACCAUGGGAAGAUCGUGCGCUGGCGGUAGGAAACCGUCGGAGCGUGAUGUUGAUUGUUUAGCGCGCUGUUUUCUGCUGAGAAGCGGAUUGUACAGUGAGCAACAUGGACCUCAUCUGGACCGUCUGUACGUGCAGUGUAACAAUUACGCGAACGAGACUCGUUUCCGUGAAACCACCGGUACCUGUUACCGGCGGCUGAAGUCGGAAUGUCUGGACGAAUGUGUUCUAGCGGGUCGGUUUUUGCGGGAAUGUUUCUAUGAAGGCGGAUUAUUGGGACCUGUAGCAGCCCUUGGAGGUCUGGGUGGAUUAGUAGGUGGAUUGACCGGAUUACCAGGGUUGGUACCACCUGUAACAUUGGAAUUGAGAGCACCUGGAUUAGCGGCAGUAACUUUAACAUUGAGUGCACCUUCAGUAAUGGUAGGAGCAUUGCCAGUACCUUCAGUAAUGGUAGGCACAUUGGGAGGAGCCGCUAAUGUGGGGUUAUUGUAAUUGUCAGAACAUGCGAUAAUAUCCGUAUUAGAACCAGGCAAUCUAGGACUGCUGCAAAGUAUUACCCCACUAGUAACAAAAAAAGCAAAAAUCUGUUCAGAAUGAACAUGUUCUAUCUUCUUUGAGAAAAAAAACAAAAAUUCUUCCAACAGCCACAAUCGUCUUGGAACCUCAUUUCAAACAGCAAAAAAGAUCGGUCGUCAUACCCAUAGCCUCAUAGCCAAAUUGGAAACAUUCAGAAAAGGAUCAAUUUUGCUUCUACGACAAAGGUCACAUAUUUUGAAAUAAAACUAUCGCAUUCAUAGUUGUGUAUGCUCA
Messenger RNA from Anopheles arabiensis, 1324 nucleotides. Its product is annotated as general odorant-binding protein 45-like. The record is from RefSeq and is a predicted model, not a curated record. Gene Ontology annotation, molecular function: odorant binding. Gene Ontology annotation, biological process: sensory perception of smell. The coding region runs from base 2 to 1006 and encodes 334 amino acids. The transcript has a single exon. Lineage: Eukaryota; Metazoa; Arthropoda; Insecta; Diptera; Culicidae.